AUGGGUAUCACCAAAAGCAACAAAGUGGACACACACAUACUCGAUCUGCCGGAUGAAAUAUUACAUAUUAUUUUUAAAAAACUGAGUACGAUUGAUAUGUUAUAUUCGUUAGUGGGUGUGAAUCAACGAUUUAAUUGCUUGGGACUCGAUUAUCUGUGUGUACAUGAUCUCGAUUUGGUAGCAAAAAGGACUGAUACUCCUAUUAUCUCGGCUGAUAUUGAUAUUCGCGAUAAAAUCUGCAAGAUAAUUUUACCUCAAAUCGAUGACAAAAUAACUAAACUAAGUGUUGAUCCAUUUUUCAUGCAGGGUAUUUUUCAUACUGGUCGUUUUCCUAAACUGUAUUCGUUAUCACUGAUCAAUUAUACACCGGACAUUUUCUUCAAAGCUUUAACAGAUCGUACAUUGUUUCGUCUACUUACUGAUCAAAUUACAGAUUUCACAGCAAGUAUUCACUGUAUUGAAGAAAACGAACUAAUUGAAAUGGAACCACCUAUAUUCGAAACGAUCUUGUCAUAUGGUAAACAUUUGACUAAUGUAACUCUGUUUCAGCAUUCUUCGAGAGAUGAUUAUCCAGCAUUUUACAUUCGACAUAUUUUGACUAUAAGUUCUCUAUCUUCAACAAUCACGAACUUAACAAUAUAUGUUAAAACAUUUGAAGAUUGUCUUUUGCUUCUUAAUGGUUGUCUCCAAUAUUUAUCGACAUUGAUCAUCCGUAUUCAAGAAAUCAAGUGUUUGUCAUCGCAUUUUGAGAAUGUCGAAAGACUUCCCAAACUGAAAUCAUUCUCAUUAGAAACUCGCUUAUACACGCUUUAUUAUGAUUCGCAAAUUGUUCCGUUACUUCAUCGAAUGUUCAAUCUAGAAGAAUUAACAUUACACCUCCCAGUAAUCAGAAGCGACUCAACUUAUAUUAAUGGAGAUGAUUUAUAUGAUGAAAUUCUUCAUUAUAUGCCACGAUUAAAAAGAUUUCUGUUCAAUAUACAUACUCGUGUUGUUAAUAAUCAUGUCAACAUUGAUCUCCCAUCAAAUGAUGAUAUUCGAAAUAGUUUCAUGAAGAGAGGAUUUCAAUCAGUUGACGCAUUUACAGAUUAUAAACUUGCGAAAAACUCAGCAAGUUGCCAUGUUUAUUCUCUUCCAUAUUCGUUCAGUGAAUUUUCAUUCGUGGGAAGCUGUUUUCGUGGUGGUCAUUUCAAUCAAGUUCGAAUGUUAUCAAUGGUUGAUCAACGUCCAUUCGAAUAUGAAUUAUUCCAAAUUAUAUCUCAGGACUUUCCUUUAUUAGAAGAAUUAACCAUAAUUAACUCGGAACCACAAGAAAAUAGAGAACAUCAUGGGCAAAGAGCAUUAAUAUUUAGUCAUCUGUUCCAUCUUGCUAUUAUUUUUGUACAUCGUGACUAUAUGAUGCAAUUUCUUUCUGAGAGAAACGCUCUCUUACCUAGUUUGACACACCUUAAGAUGGAUUACAAAGUCUUAAGGGCUGUGACAAAUAAUUUUACCAAUGAUGAAGAACUUUUGAAUUGUACUAAAGUAAAAGUUUUAUCCGCACGGAACCUUCCACGUAAUCGGCCAUCGAAGUUUGAUACGUAUUUUUCUUGUCCAAUUCGGUAUCUUACAUAA
This is a messenger RNA of Adineta ricciae, 1611 nucleotides long. Lineage: Eukaryota; Metazoa; Rotifera; Eurotatoria; Adinetida; Adinetidae. The record is from the annotation of a GenBank genome assembly.